Molecule: messenger RNA, 1617 nt
Organism: Cryphonectria parasitica EP155
Lineage: Eukaryota; Fungi; Ascomycota; Sordariomycetes; Diaporthales; Cryphonectriaceae
Product: putative glucokinase
Exons: 3
Coding region: 1-1617 (538 amino acids)
Biological process (GO): glucose 6-phosphate metabolic process; glycolytic process; intracellular glucose homeostasis
Cellular component (GO): mitochondrion; cytosol
Molecular function (GO): glucokinase activity; fructokinase activity; mannokinase activity
Source: RefSeq, a predicted model, not a curated record
AUGGGGCUCACCUCGGAAACAAACCGCAUCGUUCGCGAGUUCGAAUACAACGAUGCCGAACUCAACAAGGGCGUGCUGGAAUUCAUCAGUCAGAUGGAACUCGGACUGGAGAAGGAUGGCACCAGCAUGAGCCAGAUUCCCACCUACGUCACCGGCGUUCCCAAUGGCACCGAAAAGGGCCUGUACCUCGCUGUCGACCUCGGAGGCACCAAUUUCCGGGUCUGCUCGAUUCAAUUGAACGGUGACACCACCUUCAACCUCACCUACUCCAAGGUCGCGAUCCCCAAAGACCUCAUGACCGCCAAGACCGCCAAGGAGCUUUUCGGUUUCCUCGCAAAGCAGAUCGAGAUCUUCCUCCGAACACACCACAACGAGCACUUCGAGCACCGCACGAGGAGGCGUUUCACCUUCAGCAACCCGGAGGGCUUCAAGGACGAGGAGAUCUUCCGUCUGGGUUUUACCUUCAGCUUCCCCGUCCAGCAGAUUGGCAUCAACAAGGGCAUCCUGAUGCGAUGGACCAAGGGCUUCGACAUCCCCGAUGCCGUCGGCAAGGACGUCUGCGAGCUGCUUCAGAGCGAGAUCGACAAGCUCGGCCUGCCCGUCAAGGUGGCUGCUCUCGUCAACGAUACCGUGGGAACCCUCAUGGCGCGCUCCUAUACCUCGCCUGGCAAGCAGGGCACCAUCCUGGGCGCCAUCUUUGGCACCGGCACCAACGGCGCCUACAUCGAGAAGCUGUCCAACGUCAAGAAGGAGGUUCAGGGCCAAUUUGACAAGUCAACUGGAGAUAUGGUCAUAAAUACCGAGUGGGGCUCCUUUGACAACCAGCUCAACGUCCUGCCCGACACCACCUGGGACCACCAGCUGGACAAGGACAGCAUCAACCCCGGCAUCCAGAUGUUCGAGAAGCGUGUGUCUGGUAUGUUUCUCGGCGAGAUCCUGCGUCUCACGAUCCUGGACCUGCUGAAGCAGGAGGAUGUUCAGCUCUUCCAUGAUGUCAACUCGAGCUCGAAUGACUGGCGGUCGACUACAACGAUCGCCAAGGAGUCGGGCAUCUUCAGACAGUGGGGUGUCGACACGGCGAUCAUGUCGGUUGCUGCGGCAGACAACACACCGGACCUCGGGACCCUGCGCCAGGCGCUCGAGGACCAGCUGCUGGUGUACAGCCCAUCUCUGGAGGACGCACAGGCCUUCAAGGCUGUUGCCGAGUCCAUCGGACGACGUGCGGCACGCCUGUCGGCUGUCGCAGUCGCAGCCAUUGUGCUGAAGACGGGCAAGCUGACCGACCCCGCCUGGGAUGGCGAGCCGGUCGAUGUGGGUGUGGACGGUAGUCUCGUCGAGCACUACCCAUACUUCCGCGACAUGAUGGACGAAGCGUUCAAGUCCAUCGAGGGCAUCGGUGAGGAGGGUGCCAAGAGGAUCCGCAUUGGUAUAGCGAAGGAUGGAUCUGGCGUCGGUGCAGCGCUGAUUGCGCUCGUCGCAACAGCCAUGGAGAAGCACCAACCGACGCCGGAGGUGAUGAAUCAGGUAAGACCCAUCUUGCGUAGCGGAGCUGCUGCCGGUUUGAUUCCUGAGCUCGCGGAGACUGUCCCCGUCGACUCCCAGGCCGUCGUGUGCUAA